CAUUCAUUUUGCUUUUUUUUUCUUUAAAGUAAAAGAUACUGAUUUAAGAAAAAGCAUUUUAUGUAUUGAUAGCUGUGUUUCGAUGCAAGUACUCAACAAAAUUUGAAUGAUCCAUAAAAUUAAAUUAAAUGGAAAUAUUUCAAUGGAAAACUUUUUUCAUUUUUUGCUGCUUUUCGAUUCCAUUCUUUAUUUAUAUAUACUUUAAUUUUACAACAUUUAUAAAAUAUGGCAUAUUAAAUCCAAGUUUCGCAAAUGUUGUUAAACAAGCUACAAAAGACUCAAAGAAUUAUCGCAUUUUCAACCUAGAAAAUAAACAAAAAACAGAAAAGUCAUUAUAUCUAAACCAAAAAAUUCUUCUACUGUUGUAUACAUCAUUUUUCGGUGAUAAAUGGCCAAUUGAUUCCUCAUCUAAAUGCAAUUUUGAAACAUCUAACUUUCAAAUGACAUAUAAUAAGGACCUAUUCCGUCGUAGUGAUGUUGUCAUGUUUCAUUCGCGCAACAUGCCAUCGAUACAAGAGUUAGAAAGCCUUAGCAAUAUUAGAAGUAAGGAACAGCUGUGGAUUUAUUUUACAAUGGAGUCAAUUUACAAUAAUCCUAGUGUUGAUAACAUAGAUAGAUACUUUAAUGCUACAGCCUCAUAUGGGACAGAUACUGAUAUACCAUUACCUUACAGAUACCAUGGAAAACUCCUGAAAACUGAUGAAAGUAUUGACAAAGAUUACUUUUCAAAAAAAUCAAAAAUGGUAGCCUGGAUGGUAAGUAAUUGCAAUGGAGAUGCUAGAAACAAGCUUGCUUCAAAGUUAAUAUCAUUUGGUGUUGAUAUAGAAGUCUUAGGAUCAUGCUCAAUAAACUUUCCAAAGCAAUUUUCUUCAAAAUGUCCAGGCAAACCAUGUUUAGACGAUUUUAAAUUUUAUUAUUCUGCAGAAAACUCUUUAUGUGACGGUUACAUUACAGAGAAGUACUGGUAUAAUGGACUUGAUAACAACUUAAUACCAAUAGUAUUAGGAGGAUCCAACUAUUCUGAUCCAAGAUUAGCCAUUCCAGGAUCUUUUAUUGAUGCUAUGAGUUUUGAUUCACCAAAAGCCUUGGCUGAUUAUAUUUUAGAUGUUAGUUCCAAUUCUACCAAGUAUAACUCUUACUUUAGGUGGAAAAAAAACUGGCAGUUAGACAGCUCCAGUAACUUUUGCAUGCUUUGUGAUAAAAUAAGAAAUGGUUUAAAUCUUCGAAAAAAUCCCUUAAUAAAAACAAUGCAUAUAGAAAAAUGUAUUCGCCCUCAGGAAAAGUUCAACAUUUGGAUAAAUAAUAACUAAAUAAUUUUACAAUUCAAAAUUAUUUGAUAGCUAUUUGAUAAUUCAAAAUGAAAUGUAAUGAAGUAAACCUAAUAAAAAUAAAAACCGUUAUAAAAUUCAAUUACAAAAAAUUAACUAUUUAAAGUAAUUUUUCAUACAAUAAUUAUGAAGUCAAUUAAUACUUAUGAACUCAAUUACAUAUUUUGAGUUAUUUUGAUUAUGCUCCUGUUAUAGAUCGUGUUAAAGUUUGGUGUUAACAAUGGUGAUACCACUAAUUAACAAAAUUCAAAUUUAUCUUUUAGAGAAAACCUAAAAAAAAUGUUUGUUAUAUUUAAAACCAUAUAAUAAAACGUAUUUGUAAUACUGUUGGGACCAUAAAGCAAGGGUCUUGUUAAGUCUA
Molecule: messenger RNA, 1689 nt
Organism: Hydra vulgaris (swiftwater hydra)
Lineage: Eukaryota; Metazoa; Cnidaria; Hydrozoa; Anthoathecata; Hydridae
Product: 3-galactosyl-N-acetylglucosaminide 4-alpha-L-fucosyltransferase FUT3
Cellular component (GO): membrane
Molecular function (GO): alpha-(1->3)-fucosyltransferase activity
Source: RefSeq, a predicted model, not a curated record